Molecule: messenger RNA, 435 nt
Organism: Cryptomeria japonica (Japanese cedar)
Lineage: Eukaryota; Viridiplantae; Streptophyta; Pinopsida; Cupressales; Cupressaceae
Product: elicitor-responsive protein 3-like
Exons: 4
Coding region: 1-435 (144 amino acids)
Source: RefSeq, a predicted model, not a curated record
AUGGCACGGGGAACUCUGGAGGUUUUACUGGUGAACGCUGAGGAUCUGAGCGACAACGAUGUUUUCUGUAAGAUGAAUCCUUAUUGCAUUGUUAAAUGCAGAAACGAGGAGAAAAGGAGCAGCACUGCAUCCAACUUAUUAGAAGAUAUUGUUGCAGGAGGGGGCACAGAGCCAGUUUGGAACGAGGCAUUUAUUUUCGACAUAUCAGAAGGUGACUACGACGUUAACAUCAGAAUAAUAGACCAAGAUAAAUUCAGCUCUGAUGACUUUGUUGGAGAAGUAAAUAUUCCAUUGGAGGCAGUGUUUGAGAAUGGAAUCAUACCUCCUAGUCAGUACAGGGUUGUACUUAUGGACAAGACAUACUCUGGCCAGAUUAAAGUGGCCCUCAAAUUCACUCCCAAGGCUGUAGAUGUUUCUCAUCUUUAUCGUCUCUAA